Molecule: messenger RNA, 273 nt
Organism: Protopolystoma xenopodis
Lineage: Eukaryota; Metazoa; Platyhelminthes; Monogenea; Polystomatidea; Polystomatidae
Source: the annotation of a GenBank genome assembly
AUGAAAAGGUACAGAGUGUCUGGGGUGAAGCUGUGGCCACGAGGAAGACGAGUCAAUCUGGCUGUCAGUCAGCAGGUCUGCGGGGGACGGACCCACUGCUUGAGCAAACAGCAUCGUCCAUUUCCCCGUCGCAAGCAGUCAAGCUUUGAGGCCGGGACCUCUCCGACCCAUCCGACCCCACUGGCCCUGGCGGCUUUACCACUCGGGUCAGGCCACUGGUGGCAAGUGUUAGCAUGUUUUGGAGUGGCGCCAACUGGGCUAAGGAGGCGAUAA